Molecule: messenger RNA, 962 nt
Organism: Drosophila grimshawi
Lineage: Eukaryota; Metazoa; Arthropoda; Insecta; Diptera; Drosophilidae
Gene: MED27
Product: mediator of RNA polymerase II transcription subunit 27
Exons: 3
Coding region: 24-911 (295 amino acids)
Biological process (GO): regulation of transcription by RNA polymerase II
Cellular component (GO): mediator complex
Molecular function (GO): transcription coactivator activity
Source: RefSeq, a predicted model, not a curated record
AAUUUUUGUGUUGCAAUAAACAAAUGCAAAUGGAUAAAUUGAAUUUAACAUUGACUGCUGUCAAGAAUCUCCGCUCGAAUGUCCGCCAGUGCUUUGAACAUCUGGCCGAUGGCACCGACGGCGAGGGCGUCGAAGAAAGCCGCAAUAAAUUUGUGCAUGAUUUUCAGGACAGAUUCGGAGCGAUAAAUUCACAAUUGCGUGAAGUGGAGCAGCUGAUAAAUGGCUUACAGGUGCCGCCGACUGCCUAUCACUUGGGCAACACGACUUUUCUGGCGCAGGAAACGUCGCAGGAUCGCCAGGCGCUUUAUCCACAACUUGUGAACAGUUACAAGUGGAUUGAUAAGGUGCAUGAUCACAGUUUCCUCGCUUUUAACAAUUUGAAUCAGAAUACUCUGCGUCGCUCCUACAAUUACUGCUCGCAGAAGCGCCAGCGAUUGCCCUUCUCCUCCUUCAACAACGAUCCGGAUCACAUAGAUAAGCUGCUAAGUGAAAUCAAUCAUCCGCCGCACACAUCCUACAAUGUGUUCCGGCCCUUUGGCUCCAAUGCCGUGGCCAUUGUUACCAUUAGCAAUGUCCUCAAGGCGGCCAUUGUCUUCAAGGGUGUCCUCAUCGAGUGGGUGACUAUCAAGGGCUACGAUGAGACGCUGGAGCAUGAUGAUCUGUGGGCAGAGUCGCGUUAUGAGGUGUUCCGCAAGGUGCAGGAGCACGCCCACUCUGCGAUGCUGCACUUCUUUUCACCCACCCUGCCCGAUCUGGCCGUGAAGAGCUAUGUCACUUGGCUGAAUAGCCACAUCAAGCUGUUCCUCGAGCCGUGCAAGCGCUGCAAUAAAUAUAUCGCAAAUGGUUUGCCGCCCACGUGGCGAGACUUGCGCACGCUGGAACCGUUCCAUGAGGAGUGUCGCAAUAGCUAAGAUUUGAGUAGAAUAUACAAAUACUAGAAAUAUAUAUAUAUAACAUAAUGA